Molecule: messenger RNA, 1048 nt
Organism: Gilbertella persicaria
Lineage: Eukaryota; Fungi; Mucoromycota; Mucoromycetes; Mucorales; Choanephoraceae
Product: SUMO-activating enzyme subunit 1-like protein
Exons: 9
Coding region: 12-986 (324 amino acids)
Biological process (GO): protein sumoylation
Cellular component (GO): SUMO activating enzyme complex; cytoplasm
Molecular function (GO): SUMO activating enzyme activity
Source: RefSeq, a predicted model, not a curated record
UUUUUUUUUAUAUGACAGAACAAAUUUCAAAAGAUGAAGCUGCUAUCUAUGACCGCCAAAUUAGAUUAUGGGGUCUUGACGCUCAACAAAGGAUCAGGAAAGCCCGUAUUCUUAUGGCUGGUAUGCGGGCCCUGAGCAACGAAGUAUGCAAGAACCUUGUGCUAGCAGGCAUUGCCAGUAUUACAUUACUAGACCAUGAAACAGUAACAGCAUUUGAUUUAGGCGGCCAGUUUCUUAUAAACGAAACAUGUAUUGGACAAAAUAAAGCAGAAGCAGCAUCAGCUAGUAUCAAGAAUUUGAAUCCUCGAGUGGAAGUGGUUGUGGAUCAACAAGACAUGAGAGAAAAGCCAGAUGCUUAUUUUGAAUCGUUUGAUAUUGUUUGCUUGGUCCAUUCAGAUCAUGAUUUUAUUACUCAUAUUGACCAAAUAAGACGAAACGUAAAGAAACCAUUUUAUGCUGCUGAUACAUUUGGAUGGUUUGGUUAUAUCUUUUGUGAUCUGACAGAACACACGUAUAUUGUAGAAAAGAAGUUAGAGCUUAAUUCAAAGCAAGCGCCUGUUGCUCAAAAGAUAGAACAAGUAGCAACAUACACUAGCUUCAAUGAUUCUCUACAAAAGAACUGGUCAGACAUGAGAAUCAAAGUCUUAAAAAGAAGAAUUACACCCAUGACUUUCCUUAUCCAUAUCUUAUUUCAAUUCCAAAAGGAAUACAAACGAUCACCCACUGAACAAGACAUAGACACCUUGAUUCAAAACAAACCUCAAUACCUUAAAAACAUGGGAAUUGAAGACCAAAGUGUUUUAGAUAAUGAGUUGCUUAGACAACUAGCAUCGUUAUUUGAUACAGAAAUUGCUCCAGUGGCUGCUAUUGUGGGUGGUGUUUUAGCACAAGAUAUCUUGAGAACUCUGUCUGCUAAUGAAUUGCCUAUUCAGAAUUGGUUUUAUUAUAAUGGAAUUGACGGCACUGGACUUGUGCAUCAAGUGUAAAUCAAGUUACACAACUCAAUUCAAUGUUACUAUAAAAUAAAUGAGUUUUUUUUUUAUUUUUA